This is a messenger RNA of Microdochium trichocladiopsis, 1923 nucleotides long. RefSeq names its product cytochrome P450. Gene Ontology annotation, molecular function: heme binding; iron ion binding; monooxygenase activity. The transcript is spliced from 3 exons. The record is from RefSeq and is a predicted model, not a curated record. Lineage: Eukaryota; Fungi; Ascomycota; Sordariomycetes; Xylariales; Microdochiaceae. The coding region runs from base 217 to 1860 and encodes 547 amino acids.
CCGCAGGCGCAUGAGAGAGCAGGUCGGCCGAAGGUGGUGGUGUGAGGAAGGCUGUAGUGAGGGGCAUUUCUCCCUCUAUGGCGAUCAUCAUGCUUUAAAACAAUUGGCGAGCCAAGAUUGCUGUGAAGUAUUGACCUCGUUCAAGUCGAGUUGUCCGAGCAUCAACAGCCACUGCCAUCUUUGAGCCCGCCCAGAGAGCAGCCACUCGCAGCAGCCAUGUCGAUAACAAUUGAAAGCCUCGUCAACCCACUGUGGUACCAGCAGCUCCAGGAAAACUCGACCCUGGUGUUCGCCCUUGCCGCCGCGGCCCUCGGCUACGUCACAUACAAUGUCGCCUUCCGGACCGACAUCCCCUACAUCAAGGGCCUACCUGAAAUCCCCGGCGCCGUGCCGGUGUUCGGCCAUCUUCUGAAGCUCGGCGAGGACCAUGCGAGCGUGUGCGAGAAGUGGUGGCGCCAGUAUAACCACUCGGUCUACCAGAUCAAGCUGGGCAACACGCGAGCGGUGGUGGUCAACUCGUUUGAGGACUGCAAGAAGAUGCUGCUGGGCAACCAGAACGCCGUCAUCGACCGGCCGACGCUGUACACGUUCCACGGCCUGAUCAGCAGCACCCAGGGCUUCACCAUCGGCUCCUCGCCGUGGGACGAGUCGUGCAAGAAGAAGCGCAAGGCCGCGGGCACGGCGCUUGGCCGACCCGCCCUGCGCAACUACCUGCCCAUGUUCGACCUCGAGAGCUACUGCAUCGUGCGGGACAUGGAGCGCGACAGCCAGAACGGCAGCCUCGAGAUCGACAUCCGCCCGUACAUCCAGCGGUACGCGCUCAACACGACGCUCACGCUGUGCUACGGCAUCCGCAUGGACGCCGUGUACGACGAGCUGCUCCGCGAGAUCCUGCACGUCGGCUCGGCCAUCUCGCUGCUGCGCAGCGCCUCCGAGAACCUCCAGGACUACGUGCCCCUGCUGCGCUACCUGCCCAACAACGAGAAGAACGCCCGGUCCAAGGAGCUGCGCGACCGCCGCGACGCCUAUCUGAACCUGCUCCUCGACAAGGUCCGCGAGAUGAUCAGGCAGGGCACCGACAAGCCCUGCAUCUCGGCUGCGAUCCUCAAAGACGAGGAGACCAAGCUCAGCGGCGUCGAGGUCUCGUCCAUCUGCCUCUCGCUCGUGUCCGGCGGCUUCGAGACCAUCCCGGGCACGCUGACGUCGUGCAUCGGCUCGCUGUGCACGCCCGAGGGCCAGGUCUGGCAGGACCGGGCCUACGAGGACAUCAAGCGCCACUACCCGGACGUGCGGGACGCCUGGGCCGCGAGCAUCUCCGAGGAAAAGGUGCCGUACCUGAACGCCAUCAUUAAGGAGGCCGGGCGGUACUACACCGUGUCGUCGAUGAGUCUGCCCCGCAAGACGGUGGUGGAUGUGGACUGGAACGGCGCAAAGAUCCCGGCCAAGACGAUGAUCCUGAUCAACGCGCAGGCUGGCAACCAUGACGUCGACCACUUCGGCCCCGAAGCCGGCAAGUUCAACCCAGAGCGCUGGCUCAAGUCCAUCGACCCCCCAACGGAGCGUGAGAUCACCGGCCUGCCCCAUCUCAGCUUCGGCACCGGCUCGCGCGCCUGCUCGGGCCAGAUCAUCGCCCAGCGGCUGCUCUACUCUGCGCUCCUGCGCAUCCUGUCGUCCUACAAGAUCGUCGCGAGCGAGACGUGCCCGCCCAACACCGACUACGUCGACUACAACCAGUUCAAGAGCGCGCUGGUGGCGAUCCCUCGCGAGUUCAAGGCCCGCCUGGUGCCGCGGGAUCAGGCGGUGACGGAGGAGUGCUUGCGGUUGGCCGAGGAGCGGACAAAGGACCACUACAAGGUUUAGAUGGGGGGACGUGGGUGGAGAGAAAAAAAGGCCGGUGGGAAGCAGUACUGGGGCAGUGCUUAG